This is a messenger RNA of Artibeus jamaicensis (Jamaican fruit-eating bat), 7951 nucleotides long. It is a transcript of the gene CNIH3, whose product is annotated as cornichon family AMPA receptor auxiliary protein 3. The transcript has 8 exons. The coding region runs from base 1555 to 2022 and encodes 155 amino acids. NCBI's taxonomy places the organism in Eukaryota, Metazoa, Chordata, Mammalia, Chiroptera, Phyllostomidae. Gene Ontology annotation, biological process: regulation of AMPA receptor activity; vesicle-mediated transport. The record is from RefSeq and is a predicted model, not a curated record. Gene Ontology annotation, cellular component: synapse; dendrite.
UGUCCCCGCACUCCACGGUGGCCGGGACUGAGACCGGACCCCCGCCCCUCCGAGUGGCGUGGAAAAACUCGGGGUCCCGCAGCCGGGUGCCGUGCACGCGGGCGGCCGGGGGCCACCACGGGAGGUUUGACAGCAGCGGAGGAGAACCCGAGCGCGACUCCGGAAGCGGAGGGAACCUGUCAGAGCCGCGCCCGGCGGGGACCAGAAGCCGCGGGCGGCGCGCGGGUGUGCGCGGCGGGCAGAGCCCCGACGCGGGUCACGCUCGCGCUGGGCCGGCGCGGAGCGCCCCCCCCCUCCGGUCCAGCUGCCGCCCGAGUCACCGCCCCGUUUAGGCGGCAGGAACGCAGAGCCAGCACUCGCCCCCCAGACGGGCUUCAUGCGGAGAGUGCAGCCUCCACUCGGGCGCCAGGCUUGAAGCUCUGGGUGAAAUGGGAGGCUUGUGGGUCCCGCGGAUGUAAAACUGCGCUGAAUCGUGACCGUGGGUGAACGGUCUGCUCGGCAGGACACCAAACAACUACUUACACGAGUGUGGUCGGUGGUAUACAGGCCUGAUAUGUGCAAACGUUUUCUCAGAAGUCGAAGAAAAAAAAAGUCCUUCUCUUAAAUAGUUUCCCUGCAGAAAAGCUGGAAUCUCAACUAAGGCGUCUUAGAGCCUUGGAUUUUACGGAAUUAAUAACUCAGAGUAACUUUACGAGGCCCCGGGAGAUAGCCCUUUUUGAUAGAAAAAUCAUUUUUAAAAAUGAUGCUGAUGAGAAAUGAGUCAAGCAUCUGAGCUCUGUGGAUUCGCAGACCGGAAGGAGGGACGGGAAGACCAGUGCAGGGUCUGCGGAGAUUCAGCUCUGUGGUUCUCUGCUCUUAGAUCCACGGCCAGGUGGCCCUGUCCUUGCAAGGUGACUCAUUGGACAUGCUGCUGACCUGGGAGAGACCCGCGUCCUAGCUAAGGUUCACAGGGCACCGACAUUCUGUCUGUCAGAGCCUGAAUUGUUAUUUAACACCUUCAGAGAUGCUGUUUGUAUAUUAACUUUAGACAAGCUUAUUAUUAAUUUUAUUGUUAUUGUUUAUACGAAAUUUAAUUUUGGCAAAAAAAAUCAUUCAUAAUGAUUAAUGGGGCCCAUACCAGAAUGGAAGACAAACUUCUGAAUAAAGUCUACAGCUUUUGUCGAGGAAGAAAUCAGUUAGUGGUAGCUACAGACAAGGCUGGCACUUCAUUAAAAGGGUAAAAAGAAAAAGAAAGGGGACAGAACUGCUGUGGACACUCCACAUGUCACUGGGACAUCCUCCAGACAGCCUUUCCUGACUUCCAGCCUGCCAGUCCUUGUCCUACCCAACUAAUAUUUCUAAUAUUUCAACUCUGCCAACGAAUACUUCUUUGGCGAAGCCAGGAGGCUCUGUAAAGGCUGAGCAGUGACCCAGUGUAUCGUGAUGAACAUUAUCCAAGCGUCAGAGACCGUCCAGGAUCAGGACAAGCAGCCCUCUCCUGGUUCUGCAGGUUCCUGUCAGUCUUUAUCUUCCUGGUGUCUGUCGCUGACGCUCGGGCUGGGGACCCGGUGAGGAAUGCCUCCUCCGGGGUUUCGACAGGUACAGAGAUUUGUCACGGCCUCAGAAGCUGCUUGGCUACGGAUCAUUGCCUUCGAUGAGUUAAGAACGGAUUUUAAGAGCCCGAUAGACCAGUGCAACCCUGUUCAUGCGAGGGAACGGCUGAGGAACAUCGAGCGCAUCUGUUUCCUUCUGCGCAAGCUGGUGCUGCCGGAGUACUCCAUCCACACCCUCUUCUGCGUCAUGUUCCUGUGCGCCCAGGAAUGGCUCACCCUGGGGCUCAACGUGCCCCUGCUCUUCUACCACUUCUGGAGGUACUUCCACUGCCCGGCGGACAGCUCCGAGCUGGCCUACGACCCGCCGGUGGUCAUGAACGCAGACACCCUGAGUUACUGUCAGAAGGAGGCCUGGUGUAAGCUGGCCUUCUACCUCCUCUCCUUCUUCUACUACCUGUACUGCAUGAUCUACACUUUAGUGAGCUCUUAAAGACCACACACGUCAUCAGAGACCGGGACGGGAGAGCGCUGAGGCUGAGAAGUCAUAUCUGCUGGCGAUUGGAGAAGGGACCCCAGUGGGCAUGUGUGAGAAGGAGACCCGGCCAACACUGAAUGACCCGGGACUGGGUCAGGCAGCCGCCAGGCGGCCGCGCCAACCAUGUACCCUGUCUUCAGCGCUCACGCCACACUCGGAUGGUGGCCCCCUUCUGAGCAGUGGGGGCCUCCUGAGCAAGAAUUUCUGCUUCCUGGAUCCACUUCAUCAAACAACCCCCUGCAAGUUCACUCUGGUUUCCUGGGUCCUGGGUGUGGGGGCUGGAAGUCUGGGAGGUGCCUGCUGAGGAACGGAGAGACCCACUGCCGGCCUCCCGGACGCUGUGGGCCGCCCCGGGCUCUGGCGUUGCUUCCGAGCCAUGGCCAUGCCCUUCACCUCGGGGGAGGGCCUGGGGGGCAGGCUGCUGCCUUCUGCUGUGCGGCCUUGAGCUUGAGGGGUGACCAUGCUCGAGCCCUGGUUUGUGAGAACCCAGCUCAGCACCGUCUGCAGCUGGUCAUGAAUGACACCCAAAGUCGCAGACGUGGGGCUGGGAGGGAGGAAUACGAGAAAGAAAAAGAUUUUUAAAGCAUUUCCUACAUGUUCAAGGUGAUACCACCCAAAGCCAUCACGGGUCACAGAAUGAGCACUGCUGUCACCACCAGUCAAAGCAGCCAUCUUUCAAGGACCCCCCCCACCCCAGCUCUGAGGCCAGGAAGUGCUGGGGCAGCUGCCCAGAGCCGGGCGGGGCCCAAAGAGGCAACAGUUCCAGCUUUUUUUCAUGAUGCUGCAUCAUCCGUACUGUUCGGUUCAAUAGGAGGAUGUUCCCUUAGAAUUCGCCCCAUGAGGUUCUCUCCACUUUGAGCAGGGGUUGUGCUAGGAGGUUGUAAAUGCCGAAAAGGCGGAGCGUUUUAUGAUGCUGAGGCUGGGCAGUGAUCGUUGACUUCCCUCCCCCAAAAUCCCUUUAUUCUUCUGUUGGGCGCACACAGGCUGUUUGUACCCAGCUCCCACCCAAGCCCCGUGACUUGGGCUUCUCAAUGGUGUUUGUGUAGCGCGCAGUGUGCUGUGUUGAAAGCGCAGCGGCAGGCGGGUGUCUCGCCUACCUGGCUGUUUCAUGCAAACCGCACUACUGGCUGGAUUCAUCUCCAUGUGGUCGGUAAGCUGGUAGGUAGAAAAAGCAAAGUUUCAAAAAGGCGUUUUGCUUCUAAAUAUUCUACAGAAAACAAAAUGCAGACGAGCGCUCUGAGGCUAAAGGUAGAAAACCAGAGCAUUCGAGGGGGCGGUCCCUGGGAGCAGGCUUCCCCUUGGCCACGCCCCGGGGUCCUGGCUGGGUGGGCGUGGUUGGGACAGGGCAUUACCUUUAGGGCUGGUUGACCCCGUCUGUGACGCCACUCCAGGGAGGGGCCGAUGCCUUCAUCCAGAGAAAUGACCCUGGUGUCCAGGCAGCUCACGGCGAAUUUGACCCUGUGGCCACCGGACACAGUUGAAUGGGAGGGGGACGCGGCCCAGGUCCCUCCUCACCACGGAGCUGUUUUGUUUGUUUCCAUACUGGGUUGGCCAAAGAGUUCGUUUGUUUUUUUUCUAUAAGGUGGCUCCAGUAACCCUUAGUUGACUUUAACUUCAUUCAAAACAAGUGUUCUGUUAGAUUGCAUUGUGGCAGCUGUCAUAUCAGUGUGCAUUAAAAAAAAACAGCAAAAUUGGUGAAUUUUUGUGCAACCAUUUUAAUAUUGAAGAUGGAAGAAAAUAUGCAACAUUUUCGGUAUAUUAUGCUUUAUUAUUUCAAGGAAGAUAAAAACACAACUGAAACGCAAAAAAAAAAAAAAAGGGAUUUGAAAAGAAUCUGUCCAUUGUAUGGAGAAGGUGCCGUGACUGAUCAAAUGUGUCAGAAGUGGUUUGUGCAGUUUCGUGCUGGAGAUUUCUCACUGGACGAUAGUCCACAGUCAAGUAGACCAGCUGAAGUUGGUAACGAUCAAAUUGAGACAUUAAUUGAGAACAAUAAGCACUAUACCAUGUGGGAGAUAGACAACACACUCAAAAUAUUCAAAUCAAUAAAGUUAUGGUGAAAAUGAAAAAUGUGCCUCUUAUUUUAUGUAAAAAAAAAAAAAACACACGUACUUUUUGGCCAACCCAAUACUUUGCCUCCUUUCUGAGAGAUUUGAAGUAGCUUAUAAUGGCAGACACCACACAAAGACCGUUAAAAUGGCAAUGGAAAUUCAAACUUAUAAAGAAGGAGGACACAGAGCCACCAGCUUCCUGAGAUGCUCUGUUUAUUGUGGUUGAGCAUUAAGUUAGAUAUUUCUCUUAACAGUGAAUAAUAGCGACCCGAAGUUAUACAGUGCUUAACAUUGCUUUCGCACCUUCUCAUUGGACCCUCCUCACAAUACUAUUAAGUUGAUACUAUUUCAUUUCUCAUUUUCUAAGUGAGUCAGUUGAAGCUCAGAGAGGGUGAGUGACUUACCUGUAGUCAUACAGCAGUCACAGAGCUGCCUUUGAAGUCGGGUCCUAUGACUUUGAAAACCCCAGGCCCUUUUCAUCACUCCUGAAAGCUGGCAAACUAGCUCGGGGUCCUAUAAAGUUUUGAUUAGUACCAUUAACUUUUUGAGAAAAGGUUUUUAAAGUAGAGCUAGAGCAGAAGGGCCUGGCUUGCUUUCCCUUCAUACGCCGCCCUCAGACUUGCUUUGUUUGUAGGAGGUUCUUUUGUACGGUGGUCCUUUGAAAGUGGCAAGCGCCUCUCAGGCGGUCCUUACGUUUCUGAAAGAGAAACAUCAAAUGUUUCCCUCCUACAAGUUGUGCUGGGGAAAAAAAUAACCCAAGUAUUUCAUUGGAUGUGUGAGCCAAUUUCCAGUUCCUAGAGGAGCUAAUCAUGAUAAUAGAGAGUAAGAGUAACAGGUGCAGUGCCCUGGCCCGGUGGCUCAGUUGGUUGGAGCAUCAUCCCAUGCCUCAAGAAGUUGCAGGUUUGAUUCCCAAUCAGGGCCUGUGCCUGGGUUGUGGGUUCGAUUCCCGGUCAGGGCAUGUGAGGGAGGGAACUGAUAGAUAUUUCUCACAUCUCUCUCUCUGUAAAAUCGAUCGGCGUAUCCCCGGGUGAGGAUUUAGAAGGAGUAAAGGGCACAGUGGUGGGACCCAUGUGCUGUACUGGGUGCUGGGCUACCCCUUAUACCAUGAUCUCACCGAGUCCUCACAACGAGCCCACAAAACAGGACAGUCUCACCCCCAUUUCACAGAUGAGAAAACCGGGGAGGCUCAGGGCAGGUGCAUCUGCUCUCGGCAACCCAGCCAGACGUAAGCUCAGGGUGGCGAGUCAGUGGCCAAUUCUAACGGAAGCCAUAAAUUGAGGUGUUGGGCAUUAUGCUAUACACCUCACGUGUUUUUGUCUGACCCUCCUACCAAGACCACAAGGUCAGUCCUGUCUCUUUCCUGGAGGAGGAAACUCUGCGAAGGUGAGUGAGUCCUGUGCCUAUGCCAUGGCUAGUCAGGGGUGAGAUUCACACCCAGGGCCGCCGCCGCCCUCAUCAUUUCAUCCGCUCGGAGAUUGCGUCUCUCGCUGCUUAUUGCACAGAUGCGUCCAAGGGGAGGAAGGCGGGUGAGGCAGGUGCCAUGGCUCCGCAGAUGCAUCACACAGGGGAGGGCACCCUUGGGUGAUGGAGGCUCUCCCUGCCAAGUUUGAGUCUGGGUGUCAAGGAGAGGGUUUCUCAGGGCCCAAAGGCCUGGGGUUGGUGAUCUGGCUCCUUUCCCUUGGGGAGGCAGCGUGUAGGCCUGGUGUGCUUGUGCCCGAACAGUCACAGCAGGAUGUGGGGGACCUCGCCGAAGCUUUCUUCUCACCUGGCCCAGUGCAGUGAGCAACGGCACCCCUGCCCUGCUGUUAGAGAGAUGAGAGGACAUCGUGUUUGCAAAGAGCUCGGAAGAGGGCCCUGCCCACUGUGAGUUCUACCUCACUCCUUGGAGGGGCGAGUUGUCCUCGCCACCCUCAUGGCGUCCUGUGCCCAUCCAGGGCAAGGUCCCCCAAAGGGAGGGACAUCACUGGGCCAUGCGGGGAAGCAGGGGAUGGUCCCUGGACCCAGCUGCCUUCCUGAUGCCUUGUUCCCUGAGUGGAGGCCAGGCUAGGACCCGAGACCUUUCAACGCCACGCUCUUUAGCCUGAAAUGCUGACCACUGCUGUCGGAUUUAGCCGUGUGCUGGACACUGAGCGCAUCUUACAACAUUCGUGUUCUCCAGUGCCCACAACAUCACUAUGAAAUAGGAACUAUGAGUGCCUCCGACUUACAGUGGAAAUCCUAAAGCUUACAGAGGGUAGGUAAACAAACGAGUCGAGGUCACAGUUACUAGUGAGUAACUCGUAACUCUGGGCCUCGACCCCAUGUGUGUUCCUGAAAGGGUGGGACGGUGAAGGGAGGUGAGCAAGGGGCUCCAAGGGGAGAAAGCAGCAGGCACAGGGCCCUCCCAGAAGCUGGCCCUGCUCCCCUCUUGCAUUUCACAGUGAGCACCUCCGCGAGAGCUUGUAACCACAAGGGUUUGCACUGUGAGGUCUCGUUCGUACAAGCCCCUUCGCCUCACUGAGACUCAGCUUUCCCAGCUUGGAGACAGGGUGGUGAUGUCUGCCCAUUGAGUGUGGUUGUGAUGAAGUGACCAGUCAGGGCCAAUCAACGACUCUCAGUCCCCAGUGCCCCGCUGCAUUCCCCCUCAGAACGCAGAGUGAAAGUGAGGGCUGUAGCGAAGAAAACGGUGAAGCGCUUCUCGUAGUAACACAUGGCAACGUUCAAUGAAUCUUAGCUUCUUUCCUUUCAACCCUGGAGGCAGACCAGACAGGAGGCACCGGUAAUGGAGCUCAGCCUUCCUGAGAAAAAUCUCCCCUUGACUUCCUAUUUUUAGGCUUAGUAAUUGCACCAACGCUGAAUAAAGUUGUCACCGCUACGACAGUUCUGUUCUCCUACAGAAGAGAUGAACGCAGCCAGCGGUGUGCUUUGACAACAAAUAAUUGCACUCACGCUGUGUCAUUGUGCAGAUCCAUUGCAUAACGCUUUCUGGGGCUUGGGCCGCCGCACUGCCAAAUGCGCUCAGGUGCAUGAAAUCUAGAUCUCAGGGCCGCCUCUCCCCGCCAGACACCUGGGGUGGCCUCUGCUCCCAAGGCUCAGGCAGAAAGCGCCACCACUGUGGGUGUCUGCAGGGGGAUCUUCAGGACACAACCCGGCAUUCCUAGGGAAGGAUGGGGACGUGUCUUAGCUUUGUGCUGGUUAGGAGCAGGGGGGCAGAGUUCCCCUGUUUGCUGGAGCCCUGCCUGCGAUGGAAGUACAGUUCUACCUUGGUCCUUGAGGGCUUCAGAACUCAUCAAACCCUAUACUCGUCACAUUUUGACAAGAAAGGAAUGUUUCAGCACUCGGCGCUUGCUCGGGACUUGUCACACUUGCUAGAACUGGCAUGUCACCACGCCGUCCCACGAGAGAAAAUGCUUCAUCACCCAUCACUUAAAGAAUUCGUUUGGUAUUCAUCAGUCUUGUCAAUCGUCACCAGUUCUGAACGAAUGAACGACAAUUGCCGCAGUCCCACUAUAUUUGUGGCGGAGAAGGAUCUUUGUACUCACACCUCGGAUUGCAGUGUCGUUGCUUCGCAGGUGAUCCUGUGACAGAAGCAGGAUCGACACAGUCACAAAAGAGUCUCUUCCAGGCUCCUGGUAACUUCUGCCCCGAGAGCUCUAGAUGCCCCAAGAGUAUCUUCCUGUUCUGUGACCUUCACCUUGAGGACACCAUGCGAUGCCCAUAUCUUCUUCCUGCCCAGCUCAUAGUGCACUAGAACUUUCCCCUACAGGCUCGUGAGAGCCAAUUGUUAAAAUUUUUAAGGGAUUUUGCUGAACACUUAAAUGCAGCCAUUAUUAAAACUGGUUAUGUAAGCUUACAAG